This is a messenger RNA of Mizuhopecten yessoensis (Yesso scallop), 1394 nucleotides long. Its product is annotated as alpha-(1,3)-fucosyltransferase C-like. NCBI's taxonomy places the organism in Eukaryota, Metazoa, Mollusca, Bivalvia, Pectinida, Pectinidae. Gene Ontology annotation, molecular function: alpha-(1->3)-fucosyltransferase activity. The record is from RefSeq and is a predicted model, not a curated record. Gene Ontology annotation, cellular component: membrane. The coding region runs from base 114 to 1382 and encodes 422 amino acids. The transcript has 3 exons.
GGUUUAAUUAAAGCUUUAACAAUACCUCAUGUAGUUUACAGUUUACACAUAACAUUGACAUUGACAGUGUCGCCUCCACUUUACUAAAACAAAGACACACACAAACCAGGGACAUGGCGAGGAGAUUCAAACAUACAAACACUCGAGUCCUAACGUCCAAUGGAGGUUACAGAUGCUGUACGGUCCCCAAUUUCAGACUCUACUUCGUCUCCUUCAUACUGAUAAUUUUCAUGGGACCCGUCUUGUAUGCGGUACCAUAUCUGUCAAUGAGCUUCCGGAAAAAGGAAAUGACGUCACCGGAAGUGUUCAUAGACGUCAGACCAUCAUAUGAUUGGAAGAACAAAUCCACCUAUGAUAACACAGUAAAUUGGAAAAGCAUUCACUACUAUAAUCCGCCCGGCUGGCUUAAAACUGAUUUGUUCAACAGUUGCGAUCACCCCUGUUAUCUCACCACCGGUAAACAUAUAUCCCAGCUUGAUAAAGACACCGCCAUCAUAUUCCACGCGCCUGAUAUAAUGACAUUUCCACAAGAAAAACCACUUGGCCAAAUAUGGAUAUUUCACUCAAUGGAAUCUCCUAAAAAUCAUCAUAAUGUAUGGGCAUCAUGGGAAUACCUUUUCAAUUGGACACUGGGAUAUCGAAGAGAUGCAGAUAUUUUUAGUCCAUAUUCAAUGUUUGUUACAAAAAAGAGAAACAGUUCACUAUUUGAUAUGAAAAGAAAACAGCAGACGACAGCUUAUGAUAUUACAUCCAAAGCAUGGAAGGCUAAAUUAAAUGAUGCUGUUUGGUUUGUGUCAAAAUGCAAGACAUCCUCCAUGCGGCAACAAUAUGGAUUACGCCUUGGUCGAUACAUUGAUAUAGAUACUUUUGGAGAAUGUGGUAAAUUUUUAUGUUGGAGACGUUUAAAAAGCCUUUGUGAAAAAUUUAUGAAGAAAUGGUAUAAAUUUUAUCUGAGUUUUGAGAAUUCCUUAUGUAAAGAUUAUAUCACGGAAAAAAGCUUCAAUCUUUACUCACAUAAUACUGAUUUAAUACCUGUUACCCGAAGUGGAGCCAACGUCUCUUUGUAUCUCCCAACCGGAAGUUACGUCACGACCAGCAAUUUUGUGUCUAUACAGUCCCUGGGUUCACAUUUAAAUACAAUAUCAAGCGACUACGACCUUUUUAGUAAUUACUUCAAGUGGAAACGCUUCUACACGAGUAAGGAUAUGAUAGACUCUGAGGAUGCCUUCUGUGAACUUUGUCGGCGACUCCAUGUAGCGGAUCAUAGCACGAAAUAUCACAGGCUCUAUGGGAGUAUCCACGCAUGGCUGGUCGGGAGUGUGAAUUCUCCCAUGUGUACCGAUACUGUCACAGAUAUAUUCAAUAUAACUAGCCAUGCGUGAAAGUCUUAUGAA